Messenger RNA from Erinaceus europaeus (western European hedgehog), 1834 nucleotides. Its product is annotated as RNA-binding protein 4B. The transcript is spliced from 4 exons. The coding region runs from base 131 to 1225 and encodes 364 amino acids. NCBI's taxonomy places the organism in Eukaryota, Metazoa, Chordata, Mammalia, Eulipotyphla, Erinaceidae. Gene Ontology annotation, cellular component: nuclear speck; cytosol. The record is from RefSeq and is a predicted model, not a curated record. Gene Ontology annotation, molecular function: zinc ion binding; mRNA binding. Gene Ontology annotation, biological process: mRNA splicing, via spliceosome.
GUGCGUGAGCCGGAGCGCCAGACUGCGCGGGGUCGCGCCGAGGCUCGAGCGGCCGUCGCCAUUUUGUGGGGUUCUCUCUGACGCGGGAGGCGCCGCUGCCGCCACCGCCCCCCCGGAGGCUCUUGUCAGGAUGGUGAAGCUGUUCAUCGGCAACCUGCCCCGGGAGGCCACCGAGCAGGAGAUCCGCGCCCUGUUCGAGCAGUACGGGAAGGUGCUGGAAUGUGACAUCAUCAAGAACUACGGCUUCGUGCACAUCGAGGACAAGACGGCGGCCGAGGACGCCAUCCGCAACCUGCACCACUACAAGCUGCACGGCGUCAACAUCAACGUGGAGGCCAGCAAGAACAAGAGCAAGACCUCCACCAAGCUGCACGUGGGCAACAUCAGCCCCACCUGCACCAACAAGGAGCUGCGCGCCAAGUUCGAGGAGUACGGGCCGGUCAUCGAGUGCGACAUCGUCAAAGACUACGCCUUCGUGCACAUGGAGCGCGCCGAGGACGCGGUGGAGGCCAUCCGGGGCCUCGACAACACCGAGUUUCAAGGCAAACGAAUGCACGUGCAGUUGUCCACCAGCCGGCUUAGGACUGCGCCCGGGAUGGGAGACCAGAGCGGCUGCUAUCGGUGCGGGAAAGAGGGGCACUGGUCCAAAGAGUGUCCGGUAGAUCGUUCGGGCCGAGUGGCCGACUUUACCGAGCAAUAUAACGAGCAGUAUGGAGCGGUGCGCACGCCUUACAGCAUGGGCUUUGGGGAAUCCAUGUAUUACGACGACGCGUACGGAGCGCUCGACUACUACAAGCGCUACCGGGUGCGCUCCUACGAAGCAGUGGCAGCGGCGGCGGCGGCUUCUGCGUACAACUACACAGAGCAGACGGGCUCCCAUCUGCCUCAGGUCCAGAACUCAGCUACCACCGGUCACCUCGGCUCCGCCUCAGUGGAUCCCUACGACAGGCACCUGCUGCCGAGCUCAGGUUCAGCUGCCACCCCAGCUAUGGUGGCUGCGGCGGCGGCGGCAGCUGCCGCCGCCACCACUUAUUCCUAUUACGGAAGGGACAGGAGCCCCCUGCGCUGCGCUGCGGCCGUGCUCCCCACAGUUGGCGAGGGCUACGGCUAUGGGCCAGAGAGUGAGCUGUCCCAGGCUUCUGCAGCCGCACGGAAUUCCCUGUACGACAUGGCCCGGUAUGAACGGGAGCAGUAUGCGGACCGAGCGCGGUACUCAGCCUUUUAAAAACUAGAGGCUGGGACCCCGUGCUCCGACCAAGCUGCUCGCCAGGCCUCUUGUAAGCCUCUUGUGUUGUGCUCUUUCAGGUAGGGUAAUUGCGGACUGAACCCUCAGGCUGCGGUCACUCAUGAGAACCUGCACAGCGCGGUCCCCACUGCUUCAUGUUUCAGUAAACAAAGGAAUUUGUGACCAACUAUGUUCUCUUUCUUAAUUUAAUACUUAAGAGUCGACUUUUCUUUCCUCCUAAUUAACUAGUCUCUGGAUUUUCACGGCUGCCCCUUUUCUCAGCCUUUGCGCAGCUGGAGGCAAGCACGUGCAGGGGCCCCUCCUUCCUGUCCUGGAGACCUCCUUACCUUGCUUUCCGUGGGAGUCGCGCCCUUCUGUCUUAUCCACAACGUCUUCUUUCUUUAAAAUGACUGUUCUUACUCCCGUUAGCUCUGCACUGACACUAAGGUUAGGACCAAUGGGGGUUUGGUGGGGCUUUUUAGUUGGUGGUGGUUUCGUUUUGCUUGAAUGUCUGACUGUGGGUAUGGUACAGCGUUAGCUGGAAUUUAGCCUUUAUUCUAGCCCUCCGACCUUUUUGAAAAUUAUUUUGACAAAUAAAUGUUUUAACAC